Molecule: messenger RNA, 1359 nt
Organism: Prorocentrum cordatum
Lineage: Eukaryota; Dinophyceae; Prorocentrales; Prorocentraceae
Source: the annotation of a GenBank genome assembly
AGGACAACGGCGCUGAGCCGUGGGACCUGCACGUCAAGAAUGGCGGCGGCCUUUUCGGAGCCAGCAGCAUCAACGUCGCGAGCUGGUUCGGCUGGUUCGGCACCUCAAGAGCCACAAGUGCCUCGUCCUACACGUCACGAACACGGUCCGCGUCGUACGUCCACUGGUUCUUGAUUUGGGUCCUCGUCCAGAUCUGCUGUUUCUUGGCGUGCCUGGUGGAGGAGGGCGUGCUCGCGCCGCUGUCCGCGCGCUGCCGGAGCCGGGGCGUCCCGUGCCCCCUGUGCGAGCCAGGCGGCUGCCCUUGAGCAGGGCAGCCGCCAGGCGGCUGCCCUCGAGCGCCUGUGGCUCGCACAGGCGGCCCCUGUGCGAGCCAGGCGGCAGCCGAGGGCAGCUCUAUUUCCCCCAGCCGGGGCAAACGCGCGCAUCAUCGUGACAUGACCGAGCACGCCCGCGGGUUCCUGUAGCUCCGCGAGGCACGCCCGACUCUCGGCAGCGCGCGGCCCAUGUGAUCAGGGGCGACCUACGUGACGCCGGCCCCGAAGAGUCCGCUCAGACUACCGAGCGCUCUGUGCCAGUGCCGCUGCCGCUUUUUUUGCUAUAGCCGCGCGCGGGCGCCCGGCCACGGCCGGCGGCCGGGCGCGCCUCGCCGCGGAGGCGCGCGGCGGCUCAGAGGAUGAGGGACCAGACGUGCCCGCGUCGUGAAGACACCUGGGCGCCUCGUUCUGGGCCGCUGUCGCCCCGGCGGACCGUCCAACAUCUCGACUCGGGGAUGGGAGACCGACCCCAGGGAGAGGGCUUGCCCACGCUUCUUAAAUUUGACCUUUCUUGAUCAUAAUUCUGGCUGUAAUUCGGUCUUCCUUUCGUCGCCCAGGACCUCGCCUAUAACAUGCGUGACGAUGGCAGGGUCAUGCUGCGAGGCAGCUCCGCCUGAGAUCUGGUGUCGCCGUAUUUUCGCACCUGGUGCUCUCGCCGAUUCCGAUCGUGAUGUUUCAUGAUGCUGCUUUUCCGCGGCGCCGGAUCUCAGAGACGGCGCCCCUGUCCUUUUUGGCUGCAGGUUUCAGUUAACGGCCUUGUCCAUGACACAUGUCUGCAAUCUUUGGGCGCCAGUGUGUGCAGCCCGAAGCGAUGGGGCCGGCGGAUUCUCCGCUCCCGCCCCCUUGCACCGCAAGAUGGUGUCAGAGCGAGCUUGUUCAGCAAGUACCUUGAGGCGGUGAGUGGCGCCACGAUUUUUCACGCACAAAGCUUGCGACACGUUUGAUUUAAUGGACGCAGGUUUCACUAGACUCGGUGAGUGCAGCCUGGCCCGCACAUUCAAAAUGCCCGCGAGGUCAUGAUUCGCUUUGACGCCCGAUUGCUCCG